AUGGCUUCCCAGGACCUCCAGUGGCUUCUCGUGCGCAACAACUCGAGCUUCAUCGUGAAGCAGAAGGGUCUCGGCCGCACCUUCUCGCGCGAGCCCCGCAACCUCGUCCAGCUGCACAGCUACAAGUACUCUGGUGUUGUCAACGCCAAGGCUGUCGGCAUUGAGGCCACCAAGUCCGGCAAGGGCAUCGUUCUGACCACCAAGAACUCCAAGAAGACCCCCUUCUCGAUCAAGUCGACCAACAACGCCUCGACCAUCAAGAAGGGCGGCUCGCGCCGUGCCGCCGGCGUCGUCUCCAACGUCGUCGCCAAGAAGGGCUACCGUGCCGACCUGACCAAGGCCCACACUCCCCUCGCUCGUUCGACCGCGACAGCCACGGUUGGCGACAGCGAUGAUGGUGCUGAUGCGAUGCUGUGGGAAGAGACCCGAUCAUGGUUCGGAGUGAUACUGACGAUUGUUUCAUCUAUUGUAGUUGCCGUUGUCCGCGCCUCGGCGCUCCUGCGCUCGCAGCGUGGCCGCAAGCAGCCCCCUGCCCGCAAGGUUCGUGGCUCGGGUGCCCGCAAGGUCGUCAAGAUCGAGGAGCCCGUUGCCUAA
Molecule: messenger RNA, 594 nt
Organism: Moesziomyces antarcticus
Lineage: Eukaryota; Fungi; Basidiomycota; Ustilaginomycetes; Ustilaginales; Ustilaginaceae
Product: ribosomal protein L28e
Exons: 3
Coding region: 1-594 (197 amino acids)
Biological process (GO): translation
Cellular component (GO): ribosome; cytosolic large ribosomal subunit
Molecular function (GO): structural constituent of ribosome
Source: RefSeq, a predicted model, not a curated record